Molecule: messenger RNA, 6645 nt
Organism: Argiope bruennichi
Lineage: Eukaryota; Metazoa; Arthropoda; Arachnida; Araneae; Araneidae
Product: negative elongation factor A-like
Exons: 11
Coding region: 29-1726 (565 amino acids)
Biological process (GO): negative regulation of transcription elongation by RNA polymerase II
Cellular component (GO): NELF complex
Source: RefSeq, a predicted model, not a curated record
AUGGCGCUGGCCAGGCAGAGUUUCCAAUAUGGCGCAUGUGAGAGACAGUGACACGUCUCUCUGGCUUCAUAAUAAACUUGGAACAAGUAAUGACUUAUGGUCCGGUGGUUCAAUUUGCUCCCAAUUAAAUCAAGAUGUCUUACGAAACAUUCGUGAAUGUUUCAUCGAAUUACAGUCGCAAGUUAAGUUGAAAUUGCUAUUAUCAUUUUUGCACAUACCUAGGAGAAACGUCGAGGAGUGGAAGGUUGAGCUUGAAGAGAUCCUUGAAGUCGCUUUAGUAGACAGUGACCAAUGGGUUUCUAUGUUAGCCGAGCUUCUAAAGUCUUACCCCAGUACUGGACUUUUAAAUUUCCAGAUUGAAGAAAAUGCUUCUGUCUUUACAGAUGUUGUAAAUGACCUAAAGAAAUUAGUGAGAAAACAUAGUGAUCAGGCUAUGCUUCCAAUGGAAUGCCUGUACCUGAACCGCACAGCCCUGACCUCUGUGGUUGGGCAGUUGCCCCAGCCUGCAAAACAUUUCACCCUCAAACAGAAGCCCAAGUCAGCUACCCUCAGAGCUGAACUGCUGCAGAAAUCUAGUGAUGCUGUCAACAAUUCUAAGAAGAAUUCCACUACUCCAUCUGUCCCUAUUCGAUGCCGUGGCCUUAUCAAACCAAUAAAUGAUGCAACUCCUUUGCGUGGUAUUCCUAGCCGAAUUAAUGCAUCUGGCUUCAAGUCUCGUGCCAGUCCCCUCGGACGACUGAAUUCCAGUACUCCACCUACUAGUCGAGUUCCUCCCAGAACACCUGCUGGGCGAAAGGAUGGAGGCAUAAAGUUACUUGAAAUAGAUGAGCAGCCCAUGGGCUAUGGUCGAGAUGCCAAAAGGAGAAAGAAACUUCCAGAGGUCGAAACACCCGAAGCUCGAAAGGAAAAGGACGGGGCAACUCCUCCUGUCACUUCUUCCCCAAGUACGCCAGACUAUGCUGCUGGGCUUCUCACUACUUCACAGCUCUCUGGUCCAAGUAUUGCGGUGAUAGCCCCUGGUGGUGGCGCAACACCCAAUUAUGCUUCACCAGCUCCAGCUACUCCUCUUCCCACUACAGCCAAUACAACUCCAACUUUACCUGUUGCAACUACGACCAUGACACCUGUGGUGAAACGAGAAGUUUUAUUGACGAAUCCUCCCACCGCUGAACAGCCAGCCAAUCAGGUGGCAGCUCCUGCUCAAACUGUCAAUGCUGCACCAACGCAACCUGAAACUCCAAAAACACAAGUCAUCCAUGCAACGACCAUUGGCAACCUAACGCCACUAGGGACUGCAUCCCUACAACUGCAACACAUGCCUGUUCAGCCACAGCAACAGGUGCCCACACAAAUUCUACAGCCUCCUCCUGCGGUACAGCCUCAGCAGCAAGUCCAGAUGCAUACAAUAGUUCAACCAACACCACCUCCUAAAAAGAGUCUUUCACUAACAAAAGAGCAAAUGCAGGAAGCUCAAGAUAUGUUCAACAAAUCAAACAAAGUUACGAGACCAGAGAAGGCUUUGAUAUUGGGUUUCAUAGCUGGCUCUAGAGACAACCCAUGCCCGCACUUGGGCCAGAUUGUGACGAUCAUGCUCAGUGAGAACGAAGAAAAAGUACAACAAGUGGAUGGUACGGUGCAGACCAUGAUUGUUGAAACACAUUUCCAGAUGAACUACAGUACAGGGGAAUGGAAACGUGUCAAGAAAUAUCGUCGUAUGGAUUCGUAACCCCUAACCCAUUCCAGAGAAUCAGUGCAGGAAUAGAUACUAUUUUUAGUUAGAGAGAAUAUCUUGCACAUAUUUUCCAUAUUGGCUGUUUCAUUUUGUAAAUACUUUCUUAUUCGAUGUAAUUGGAUGUUUUGCUCCAUCCUCUGAUUUGUUUUCCCUUCCUCCCUGUCGAGUCCAUUCCCUUAUGGUUGUGAUGUCAAUGCCUCUUGACUAAAGUUUUGUUGAUCUCUGCUGUAUUUUAAAUUUUUGACCGUUGCAAAGUUUAUAUGAGCAGCUUAUUAGUUUUUCUUGAAAUGAGGAUGUUUGGUUAUCAUUACUGAUUGCAGUGCUGGUGGUGCUUGAGCUUUUUUUAGUGUUUGCAAACUGAUUUGAAGUGUAGAUUAUUUUUUUUUUAAAUAUUAUAUACAGAACAUUUGAAAAAGAAAAAUUUAAAAAUGGAAUAUUGUUUAAAAUCAAUCAUUCUUCAAUUAUGGAUUCUGACUCCAAGUCCAGUCAUAUAGAAUAAUUGUUCAUGGAACAUUGUUAUGUUUUUCUCAUAUUUUUCAGAGUUGUCCACAAAAAAUAAUUGGGACAUUAUGGUUAAAGUUACCAAACAAACUGUGUGAUACGAAUUUUGUUUCAUUAAUUGUUUGUUAAACUUUAGUUUCCACAUUUUGUUCUUUAUUUAAGUGUAUUUUCAAGGGAUUAUUUAUUUUUUUAAACUAUAAUAAUGAAGAUUCUGCUCUUUCCUCCCUAUUUUAAAGGCAAAAAAUUUUGUAGGCCUUUUAAAAAAAUUUAAAUUAUUUAAAUAUAUAUGUGUAUAAUUUUAAGAAAUAAAAUUUAUCUUCACUUGCUAAUUCUGAUAUUAAUAUGAUUGAUUAUUAAUUGCAUGAACGAUAAAUUGUUUUUAAAGCAUUUAUUUUGCUUUUUGAGAUAUCUAUUGUCAUUGUUAAUUUGAGAUGGCUGUUAAAUUGAAAAUUCUGCUACUAAACCACCGAUUCAUGUUAAAGCUACACAUUUUAGUACUAUAGAGACAAUUCCAUGGAAUUAAUUACUUUUUGUUUUAAAUUGAGUUUUAGUUGGUAUAUUGUCCGUUACUGAUCUUUACAAAUAAAUAUUAUUCAAUACUGUUUAAUUUGGCAUAAUAAUACUUAAAGUAAUGUUCUUUUUUUUUUUUCCUUUCAAUUUCACUUAUCCGUAACUAUAGAUUUAUUAUUAUUAUUAUUAUUAUUUAGUAUCCUCAAUUUUGAGGCUAAAUCUUUUAGCUCGAUUAUGAAUAUAUUUUGCGUUGGUCAGAGAAUUUAUGCAACUAGAUUUAGAAGCAACUGAUUUUUAAGUAUUUUUCCUUAGUUUUUUUUUUUUUCUUUGCAUGUGAAACUGAAACUUGAAACCAUGCAAUAAUAAUAUAGGUUUCAGGCUCCCCUUCCUACUCCCUUCUUUUUACUAAUAAUUAUUUUUGUAUUACCCAUCAACAUUAUGGAAAAUCAAACAAUCAUUAUAAAUAUAUAUAUAUAUAAUGUUGUUCCAUUUUUAUUAUACCAAAGCAUUGCUUCUGCCAGUAUAUAUUAAUGCCUUAUUCGUGUUACGAUGAUAAAAAGUAAUUUUUUUUUUCAAAUGCAUGUGAAUUAUUUUAGAAAAUAAGUGCAUCUUAAUGUGUUUUAGUAUGUUAAUAGAAGUAAAUUAAAUGUGAUUUGUCGAUUGUUGAGGUGAGUUUUCUGUUAUUCUAUAACAGUUGCAACCCCGAACAAACUUAAAGAACAGACAUAUGUAAUAUCACUUAAAAGACUGUUUUGAUUUUUAAAAGAUUUGAACAAAAAUCAUUUUUGCAUACUUAGCAUAUUAUAGUGAGUUCUGUGUAAUUACAAAGUAUUGUUUAGAUUUUUUCCCCCUGCCCCUUUUACAGUUAAUAUUUGCUUGCUUCAUUAUAUUGUAUAAAACUAAUUUUUUUUAAACUAUAUUUCACUAAUGAUGCUUUAUUUAAUUGCAAAGUUCAUUCCCAAUUAUUUUAAUUUUAAUGCACAAUUUGUACUUUUGAUUAAAAUUCACAAAUGAAUUCAGAAAGGAAAUAACUUGAAAAGCAAUGCGACAAAACUUCAAAAUGCACUUUUUCUUAUUGAUAGGUUUUUUUUUUUUUAAUCAAAUAUUUCUUUCCUGUAUAAUUUUGCUAUAUAAUUCAGGAUUUAUUUCUAAAUAUAUGAUGUUUUAAUAAAGAAAUACUUGUUAGAACACUUGAUGCUUAAAUGAAAGCAAUAAAGUAGAAAUUAGAUGUUAGCAUUUUUUUAAAAAUAUGCAAUUAUUUAAAUAGAUAUUUGAAGAAUAAUUUUAAAUGGAUUCUCUCUUAAUUUUUGGGAGAGAAUUGAGUUCGAAAUUGUAUUUGUUUGCUGUUGCCAACUAUUUUUGUAGAUGGUCUGAAAACUGAUAACAGUGCCAUAAUGAUUGCCAUGUAAUUGAACUAUAUGGUCUGUGUCUUCCAAAUUCUUAAGUGCUCCUUUGUCAAAAUAUCCUACCUUUAAUAACGGUAGAAGUCAACCCAAUUUGAGAUGCUGUCGUAUAAUCUAUUUCUUUGUGAUAUUGAUAAUCAUUAAUUACAAUAACUUAACUGGGGUGUAAAAAAGUUAUGCACUCAUGCUCUGAUGGAUCUUUUAUGAAAUUUGUUAGUUUUGCAUCUAAAAUAAUAACUGACUCUCAUGAUAUCUACAAAAGUGCAUAAAUUAUUAUUGCUUAGAAUGGCAUUGCGAUAUAACUGUACGACAUUUGUUUUUAAUUUAUCAGUUUGAAAAUUCCUACUUGUAAUUCCUAUAAACUAAUUAUUUUAAUUAAACUUAUUGUAUGAUUUAUUAUAUUAUUAUUUUGGGAAAUACUUUUACUUUGCAGAUGACAAUCUCAUUAAGAGUGACUCUAGUUGCUGAAUUAGAUAUUAAUAAUAGAAAACAACAAUAUGCUCCUUUAUGAAAAAUUUUGAAAACUUGAGAAAGUUCAAACUUGGAUUGCAUAUUUUGCUUCAAGAGAUUCGCAUUAUUUUGUAUAAGCAAACAUUUUUAAAUGGUUUUCUGAUCAUUUCUUCCCAACUGCAUAAUUAUGUUCAGGAUUUUUAAAAAUUUGCUAUUAAAAUUAAAAUGACUUCUGAAAGAAGACAAUUUGUUCUUAGACUUUUUUUUUUAAUUAUUUAUUGUUUAAUAAACAAAAAUUGCCAGUAAUUUCUUUGUGCUAAUUACCUUGAUAUCUUGUAUCUAAGAAAAUUUUACUUACUGAUUUCAGUUGCUGCUGUAGCGUAAUAUAAUUUUUAGGGGUUAUCUAAUAUGUUUAAAUCUGCUGUAACCUUUGGUGAAAAUAAUUAAUGAAAAAAUAUAUUUCAAUCUAAAAUAUUCUAUAGUUGAUGGUGAAUGUCUCCAUUGAGAUAGUUGAUUGGCAUGCAAUCAUUGCGAUUAUCGAUAACGGAAUUUGACAUUGUGGAAGAAGUUACGAGAGAGGUAUAGAAGGAGAAAAAUAUUUAGAUAAAAAAUUAUUUGUUUAUUUGUGGAGAUAUAGAGGGCUUGAAAUUUUUAAGGUGGGAAAAGCAACUCAUUGUAAAUGUAAAAUUAGGUUGUAUGGAAUAUCAAUUACUUUUUAAUAUAUUAUUAAAAUAUUUAAUAGUAGUAAAAUAAUAUAAAUUAUAAACUAUCUUUUCCUUUUCAAUCAACUUACCAUAGUAACUGAUGGGAAACUCGAAACUUCUUGCAAAUUAUAUGAACUGUGGUUGACUUCUACAUCAGUUUUUACUUCUUAAGUGGAAAUUUUUCCUCAAAUUAAAAAUUGCCUUUCAGCCACGAUUUCUACCUUCAUACUGAAUGUUAAGAGUACAAAAUGUAAAAAUAGGGUGUAUUAUCGGAAUGAAUAUUUCAAGUGCAUUGGGAACUCAUAUUUUUUGUUUCAUUCAUACAUAUAUACAUUAUGUAUUUGUAAAUUUUUUUUUGUUUGUUUUGGUGUAUCUUGUAAUUUUACAGUGAAUUUUAGAUUAAUGAUUUUGUAUGAAAUGCUCUGUUCUAAUGAUUUCAUUGAAUGUGCAAAAAUAAAUUAAUAUUGCACUUUUUUAAAUUAGGAGUUUUGUCUAGUCUGUAGAGGUGUUUUUGAUUUGUUUAUUUUGUUAGACUUUCCCAACACAUUUUGUUAAAUUUUUCAUCAUAAAGGGCUUACAUUUGUAAGCUCUCUCUCUCUUUUCCAUUGCUUUUUUUGAAAUUUUUGAAUGUUAUAUCUGUAAAUGAGAAGUUUUUAAAAAUAAAUAUUUUUCCAUUGUCUUGACAUUUGAGAAGCAAUAACUGAAUAUUGAAUGUUUCGGUUUCAUUUAUUUUUGUAUAAUCCUUCGAGAAUUGUAAUAUAUAAUUUAUGCCUAUGUAUUUUAUUUGUACCAAAAAUUUUUGAGAAUAAUUUAUGUGUAGCUGCCUGCUGUGGUGGGGAGCUUUGUUACUAGUUAUAAUUCUUAUCCCCCCUUUUUCCCUUUUACUUUCUAUUAUUUCUUUGGCUAUUGACAGUAAGCAAUAUUAUAAAUGGUUGAACUGACCAUUAUUGUCUCCAAAUGCAAGUGCAUUAUAUUACUAUUUAUUUUAGGUUCAUGUACAAGUGUUCUAUUUUUGAAUAUAAUUAUUUUGAUUUAAAAGAAUCGUUUGUGUUUUUGACAAGAAAUAUUGUUUUAAUAAUAAGAAUGUUUCCUUCUUUGAGUAAGAGUUUUACUAACAAUGUGGUUAACUAUAAUAUACCAAAUUUUGAAUGAGUGGAUUUCUUAUAAAGAAAUGUAUAUAUCAUAGUGUAGACCAGCAAUAACAAAUAUAUUCUUUUAGAAUUUUCUGUUAUUAUGAAGUUUUUAUGCAUAGAUUUCAUAAUUCUCAUCUAAAAUCAAUAUUUAUAAAAUUGCACUAUUUUGUUGUCAAAAAUUACUGUUUUUAUCUGUAUAAAACGGAUAAUGA